This is a messenger RNA of Staurois parvus, 319 nucleotides long. The record is from the annotation of a GenBank genome assembly. Lineage: Eukaryota; Metazoa; Chordata; Amphibia; Anura; Ranidae.
UGUGAGAGCUGUGAUUGGUCACAGCUUGUCACAUGGUACAAGGCUGUUGUGAAUAGCCUUGUACCAUAUUUCACACGUAGUAAGCAAUGAUGUCAGAAGUGACAUCUUGCUUACUACUAUUCAUGUGAUCACUGAUUGGCCAAUCAUUGAUCACAUGAUCAGGACCUCACAUAGAGGUCCCAUACAGCGAUCGGUGUUCUGCUGUGUCCGAGGGAGCGCACACAGGCUGACAAUGCGGGCGCCGUUUAUGAACGGCAACCUGCUCCUGCACUGCUCCCGUCCGGUCGUUUAUAUACAUGGGCCGGACAGGAAGUGGUUA